Podarcis lilfordi (Lilford's wall lizard) is the source of this 1160-nucleotide messenger RNA. The record is from the annotation of a GenBank genome assembly. NCBI's taxonomy places the organism in Eukaryota, Metazoa, Chordata, Lepidosauria, Squamata, Lacertidae.
AUGUUCAUUCUGUGUACCAUUCUGCCAGCAAUUACCAUCAUCUGUUACUUGGGUGUAGUCUGGUGGGUUCGUAAAACCUCUCAUGAGAUGCAGAACUUCAACAGGACUUCAAAUGCAGCAAAGCUGGAGAAGAAAUUGACAUUGGUGGGUAUGUCUUGUUGUGAGCAGAGUAUUUUUGUAUUUUAAAGAGCAAUAGGAACACAGUGUUGCUUUGACUCAGACAUUGAUUGUGUCCCUAUAGAUUGAAAAUUAUUGUCAAAAUAUUGGGGAAAUGCCAAAGCACUUAUGGAUGCUAUGGACUGGGCUGUUUGUGUGUGUUUGCCUUCAUGUAUGGUUUGUGUUCCAUUUGAGUUGCAGACAUUGAGCAACUCCUCUGUUUUUCAGUUGUUAGAUUCAUUGGUAUGAAAGCUUAUUGUAUUAAUGCGAAAUAAUAUUAAUAUUCAAAAUAUUUAUACCCCACCCAUCUGGUUGGGUUUUCGCAGCCACAUACAUACUGGGGGCUAACUUAAUGAUGAACCUGUAUACUGUAAGACUCUCAGAUCUUGCAAUACAUGGGCUCAUAGAGCGUGUGGUGUACGUAUUUCUUUUCUAUGAGAUGCUAAAGCUCUGGCAUAUUUUCUUCUAUAGGACUAUAAUUUGAAACAGGUGACAUUCCAUUAUGAUGUAAAGCAUCUGAUAAACACAAAGGAUGCUUAUCCUGAUCUUGUGUUAUUUUUUUCCGCUAGAGGGCUGCUGUACUGCAGAGGAUACUGCUUUUGGGUCUUAGGAUAAAAUGAAUGGACAGCCUAAAAUAAAAGCAAGAGCCAAUUGUUUAAAUAUCUCUUAAAUACUAAGGCACUAAUCCUUCAUUUUUCUCUCACCGAUUCGAAAUAACAGAUAGAGAAGGAGAAAAUAUAAAAAGCCAGCCAGUAACUAAUUAUAAGUGGUUGUUUUUACAGAUGGCUGUACUGAUCAGUGUGGGAUUCCUCAGCGCAUGGACACCAUAUGCCACAGUCAGCUUCUGGUCAAUAUUUCACUCCAGUGAAUCAAUACCGCCCAUCGUUACCUUGUUGCCAUGUCUUUUUGCUAAAUCCUCAACAGCCUACAACCCUUUUCAUGUACUAUACUUUCAGCAAAACUUAAGCGCCUCCAGUGCUGCUGUGGUCAGAAAGUUUACUUAG